CGUCGCCAAGCGGGAAGCAGAAAAGCGGGCAGAAGUUGAGAAAGAGGAAACGGCUGCCAAGAGUUCCAUCAUGGCUAAUGGAGAUGACAGGUGUUGCCUUAAGGAAGUGCUGCAUAUAUUCCAGUCCUGCCUCACCGACCAGAAGGAAAUCUUAAUGGAUCCAUACAUAGCAGGCUGGAAAGGUCUAGUCAGGUUUCUCAACACCUUGGGUGCUAUCUUCUCCUUCAUUUCCAAAGACGCGGUGGCCAAAAUCCAAAUUAUGGAGAGCUUCCACAGCAGCGAUCAAAAGGCCCAAUAUGUGACGCUUCAGUCCAUGGUGAAGUACGAACUUGCCAGUAACCUUGUGGAUUUGAAAAAGCCAGGGGACCAGUCCCCCUCGGGCUGCCGGACAAUCCUGCGCCUCCACCGCGCUCUCCAUUGGCUGCAGCUAUUCCUGGAAGGGCUGAGGACCAGCACCGAAGACUCCAGCACGUCGGCCCUGUGUGCAGAAGCGUACAACGCCUCCUUGGCCAACCAUCACCCGUGGAUUAUCCGCAAGACAGCUCUCUUGUCCUUCUACGUCCUCCCGAAUCGGAACAGCUUCCUAGAGCUGAUGAACGUGGGCACCCCAGCAGAUGCAGUGGAAAUGCUGGAAGAGGCUUUGCCCAGCAUCUCCAAGAUCUACGACAUCACGCAAGCGUUGUACGCCCAGCACAACCUCCUUGACAUCCCAUAAUAGAGCAGGCCCUUAAUCCAUGUUUUUCUAAGCAUCAGAGAUUGUGGCGGGCACAAUCACUCAUACCCAUAUCUGCAUAGGUACAGGGGCCAAGCAGGCACCGAAAUCCAAAGCUUUUCACACUCCGCUCUGUCAUAAAUCAGGUUUUCUAUAGACAUAAGAUUUCUGGCACCCAAAUGCCUGUUUUGUUUAAUUUAUUUCCAAAGAAAUACGGCCUAUCUCCUGAUCUUUCUGCACUCCAGUUGAAAACAAUCAUCUUCCAUUCAUUUUUUUGAAGUGUGAAUGGCAGAAAUAGCGACUGAACUUCUCAGGGCACAGAUGGCUUUGGGCCUGAAAGCAGCGUCUUGCUGCUCUUUGGUGUAAAUUGUGCAUGCUCUUGUCAAUCAAACGUCGUGUAAUCAAGGAUCUACAGUAGUCAAAUCAAGCUUUGCAAAGUCAGAUCUUCACAAGAAAUUGCUAUAUAUUCCUUUUUUUAAAGUAUGAAAAUAGGGAGGAUUAUGCUUGAGGUGAAGGGGACUCCCAUAAGGGUAUGAUCUACAGGCGCAAGAGGGGGAAGAUCCCACAGAAAUUCUGUUGGGUCCCUCGGCCGUACAAAGCUGCCUGACGCCAUGGCGAGCCAUGAGUCCAUUCCUCCACCAUUUGCAGCUCAUACAGAGGUCGCACCACUUCCACUCCUUAGCGUUUGCUCUGCUUACUGGAGGGCCAAGCAAAAUUCUUUCCCAGGCCUUUUAAUGCAAGGUCCUUUUUAAAUUGGCAAUGCCGGGGAUUGAAUCGGAGACUCCCUGAAGGCAAAGCAGGCCCUCUGAACAUUCAAGCUCUUGCUCCUUGUUUUCCCCCUGCUGCACAGUGGGGUGUGAAGUUGUGGCACCUAAGCUAUUACCAGGAAGGCAGUGUUCUUUUGCAAUUCACAGAAAGCUAUCUAGACCUCUGGCCCGCAAGCUGCCGCCGCGAAGAUUAGGAGCAGUUCUGCAAUGCCUCCAGAGGAAUAGCAAUGCUGGAUAAUUGUCUGAACUGUGGAUUGUCUUUCUUGAUUGUGUAAUUGCUGGAUAUAUUAUUGGCUGUGGGAAGGUAAGGAUUAGGUUGGAUUUGAAUGAGGGCUAUUUAUUGCCCCCUUGGGCAAAGGUGACUUCAUCUACUUGAUCUUCAGUUCCGGACAGACCUGACAAUCUUUUUUAUUUUUUUUUUAGUAGAGCAAGAUUUGGGUCCAGUCGCACCUUAAAGACCAGCUUGAUUUCCAAGGUAUGAGCUUUCAAGAGUCCGAUCUCUCAAAAGCUCGUACCCUGGAAAUCUAGUUGGUCUUCAAGGUGCUACUGGACCCGAAUCUUGCUCUUUGACUACAGUCCAACACAACUACCCACCUGAGUGAUGGGUUAGUGUGAUGGGUGCUUAGAGGGUGUUCACGAUACGAGCAGCUGUUACUUUAAAUAUGACUGUCCACAGAACUCGAGGCAGCUAUUCAAAACAACAGAUCUGUGCAAAAAGGCUGUGUCGGUAAGAAAAACUUUAGCCCAUUUUUUAAAGAUGGCCGGGAAGCAGAAAGAAAAAUCAAGGGAACAACCUCGGCUGCCGGUUCAGCAAUGGGCCCUGUAGCAAAGGCCUUCCGGGUUAAGGCAAAAGAACGCACACAACAAACUGCUGUGAACAACCUCCCCCCACCCAUAAAACCCCCCACAACUGAUUACCUGAGUCAGUCAUCUGACAUAUGAUAGACAGCUGUCAGUCUCUAACAGAAAGCACCAUUCCCUGUUUCUGCUGCUUUAUAUCUAACACUUUCUGGUGCUCUUUUUAGGCUCCUGGCCCUUCUUCCCGUUUAUCACCAUCCGAUUUCCCUCGACCUUUCCUCUUUCGAGGGCCCUUCCUGCAUUUCAUAUCCUCCUAGGAGGUCAUGCACUGGGCUAAAAAUGUGCCAUUUCCUGAAUUAGAAGCUGCUUUUUAAAAAGUAAUUAUGAAAACCAUCUGGCUUUUCCAUUGCUCCAAGCAGCAAAGAAAGCAACUUUCAAAAUAGUUCUUUCUAUCGAAACCUUCAAUCCAGAGCUGACGGUCUAGAAAUCACUGGGCUUUAGUCCCAUUGAAGUUCAUUCAGUUUGACUCACAACGAACUUCUUCCCCUCUCAUGGGAAUGAAACACUGCAAGCCUGUAUAUAUUUACACAGACGCAACUCCCGUUUUAUGCAGUUGGGGUUUACUCCCAUGCAGUGUGUUGCAGCUUUCAGCCUGUCCAACUAUCCCUGGAUUGGAGGUCAAGUAACUGCAGCUUGUUCUGCGCGGAUACCUUCUUAACUGCUACUGAAAUAUUCUUCACUCUCGUAGCAAACCUUUUCCAUUAGAAAAGCUUUCAAUUUUUCAAAGUAUGCUGUAAGUUUUCUACAUGUUUGCAUGCAAAGCUGCCAGCCAGUCUUUAGACACUCCAAGGUGUUCCGUGUAAGGGAUAUUUUUCACCAUAUGUCUGUUCCACUGGUUUUUCACUUUAUUUACAAAUCAAACUGUUUACCGUCAUUGUUUUAUGUCUGUCACACGUGCCUAUUUCAGCUGCCUGUGCUCUUGGCGGCUGCUGGGCUUAUUUGCACUGUAGUCCUGCGGGCUGGAUUCUUGUGCUGUGAUUGAAAAUUAUAUAUCUAUCACUUGGGUUGCAAUAAACG
Messenger RNA from Eublepharis macularius, 3354 nucleotides. RefSeq names its product ceramide-1-phosphate transfer protein (gene CPTP). Gene Ontology annotation, cellular component: cytoplasm; cytosol; membrane. Gene Ontology annotation, biological process: intermembrane lipid transfer; ceramide transport. The record is from RefSeq and is a predicted model, not a curated record. The transcript is spliced from 3 exons. Bases 71 to 715 code for a protein of 214 amino acids. Lineage: Eukaryota; Metazoa; Chordata; Lepidosauria; Squamata; Eublepharidae. Gene Ontology annotation, molecular function: ceramide 1-phosphate transfer activity; ceramide 1-phosphate binding.